CGACAAUAGUACCCACUUGAAGCAUAAAUAAAGAAGCAUGUCAGCCUCCAUUCUGAAGAGCUUGGCAAAUUACCGGGUAAGCUCAGUUCUCAACAGAGAUGUGAAGCAGUUUGGGAAGAAGUUUCUAUUAGAUGGAGAUGAUGAAACAUGUUGGAAUUCAGAUCAAGGUUCUCCCCAAUGGGUUUUACUUGAAUUUUCAAAGCAGGUGGUAAUAGAGGAACUCCAUAUACAGUUCCAAGGAGGAUUUGCAGGGAAAGAAUGUCAUGUCCAAGUUGCCAGCAUUGAAAGUGAUGAGUUUACAGAACUAACAAAGAUUUUUCCAGAGGAUUCCAAUAAGCUUCAGGUAUUUACAUUGACCCCUGCUCCUCCAGUCAGCAAGCUUCGCAUUGUAUUUACAAGCAGCACAGAUUUUUAUGGCAGGAUAACAAUAUACAAACUAGAUGUUAUUGGAAGGACAGGGUCACAUGAUUAAAAUGUGUUAAUAUCCCUUGAUUGGCUUGAUUAUGCGUUACAUGUCAUUGUGAAGGAUGGGAAAGUGAAAAAAUGGGAAGUAUGCAUCCUGUAUCCUAGAGUAAUCAAUUGCUUAUGCACUGCUUGAGGGACAGACAAAAACUUUAUAGAUAAACUUUCCCAAUUGCUGAAAUGUGUAUGUAUAUUUGGGCUUGUCUAUGUAAUGAUUAAGGUUGAAUCAAUGGCCAUAGUUUUUGUUUUUAAAAUGGCAAAGCAGUGGAUUGAUGAUGAUGAUGAUGAUAUGAUAAGGGAAACUGCCUAACCAGCAGGUCAAGGUCACUUGAAAUGCCAGAAGACCUGAAUCUUUUUUGAUAUCGCAAGUCCUCUGGACUGUCAAGGUUUAUGUGAAAAUACAAUACAUAAUAAUAAAUCACUUGAUAAUAAAUCACUAGAUAAUAAAUCACAAUCACAUCUCCUCCAGACCUUCAGUAUCUCCAAAGUUUUCACCAUGUAUGGUAGGUGGAAAAGCAUUUUUGCACAAUCUGACAACCUAAGGAAGACUUAUAUUAAGACAGUACAAUAAAUAAAUAAAUAUUUGAGAGAACUCAAUUUAACCAAUUGAAUGUGUUUAACAUUAAAAUAAGUUGGGUUUGAGGAAUGAUCCAAUGCUUCUGAUUUGUGCCAGCUGAGAAAGGCGUCUUCUCUACCACAUUUCGCUCAUUCAUUUCUUUUUUCCACUUGUAUGAUUUUGACCUUGAUUUUGGUCUUAAGAGACAUUUGAAAGGAAUAUCAGUACUUUAUUCCCAUAUACUGGCUCCAUUAUUAAGAAAAUCAAAAUUGAAACCAGAUCGUGAAAUUUGAAAUGAAUGUUUUAGAUAAUGUGGGUGAUUGCUUCUUUCUUUCUCAUGUCAAAUUUUAUGUUUGAUCUUUUAUUAAUGAAACGUGUGUUGUCAGCACAGGAAAUGGCGGAGUUUAACAAGGGUUCGAACGUUGAAUUACGACAUCGUAAAUGGCACUUU
Lingula anatina is the source of this 1469-nucleotide messenger RNA. Its product is annotated as nuclear receptor 2C2-associated protein. The record is from RefSeq and is a predicted model, not a curated record. Lineage: Eukaryota; Metazoa; Brachiopoda; Lingulata; Lingulida; Lingulidae.